Molecule: messenger RNA, 897 nt
Organism: Punica granatum (pomegranate)
Lineage: Eukaryota; Viridiplantae; Streptophyta; Magnoliopsida; Myrtales; Lythraceae
Source: RefSeq, a predicted model, not a curated record
AUGGUCGGCAUGUUCUUAAUGGUUGUUGGACAUAGUACGCGAUUGUCUGUGGUUGCCGAACGCUUUCAGCAUUCUAAGGAGACGGUGUCACGGCUCAUCAAGGUAAUAGUUAGAGGAAUUCAUUCAUUGUCACCAACAUACAUAAGACGGAGGAACGUUGACGUGCAGCCUGAAAUUCAGAGAUGCCGAAAAUGGUACCCAUUCUUUAAGAAUUGCAUUGGAGCAAUCAAUGGAACACACGUGUCAGCUACUGUUCCUUCAUCGGUGAGAGGCGCGUAUCGCGAUCGAAAUAACGAGAUUACGCAAAAUGUUCUCGCUGCUUGUUCGCAUGACAUGAUGUUCACACAUGUCGUGACUGGAUGGGAGGGUUCGGCUCACGACUCGAGAAUUUUGUCCGAUGCCGCUACAUUGCAGACAUUCCCCGCUCCAUAUGGUGAACAAUAUUAUGUUAUUGAUGCUGGAUACCCCAAUAUUCCCGGUUAUAUGGCUCCUUACAAAGGGCAGAGGUACCAUCGCAGUGACUUUAAUGACGACACACCACCAACGACGGAGAAAGAGUUAUUCAAUCAGCGGCACGCAUCCGUUCGUAAUGUUAUCGAGCGGUGUUUUGGGGUGCUGAAGAGGAGAUUUGCCAUACUGCUAUCAAUGCCAAAUUACGGCCCAGUUUGCCAAGGACAAAUUACUCUUGCAUGCUUCGUAUUGCAUAAUUUCAUUCGGCUUAAUAAUUAUCACGACAGAUUAUUCGCAGAGUAUGGAAAUGCAUGGCAAUGUUACGAUGAAUUCCGAAAUCCUCCUCAUCUAAUUGGAGAUCAGGUUGACGUAAACAUGAGAAGCAGGGAAAUGGAUGCAUUACGUAACCGUAUUGCAGAUGCAAUAUGGCAAGCGGAAACAAGAUGA